GAUAAGAUUGAGACUUCCUUGCUAGAGUGACUCCCGUGAAACUCCCAACGGGUCCUGCCUGAAGAAGGCUUUUCGCCGCCACCAGGGCUGCGUUUUUGUUGGCCUCGGGUGCUUUAACGCGUCCGAGGGGGCGGGGCCAGGCCUUAGGCCCCAGAGUUUGGGGCGGGGCCUGGCGGUGGAGUGAGGCCCGGAUUGUUCAGGGGGCGGGACCCGAAGAGGAGCAAGCCCAGGAUUGGGUGGCAUGGGGGCCCGGCAGUGGUAUGUAACCAGGAUUGGCCCUCGGGGAGGAGCCUGGAGGCUGGAAUUGGUCCCUGCACGGGGACCCAGGAGAAUUGAUGGAGUCAGCCCCGGGAGCGGGGCCCUCUGGGGCCGCUGGGGCCGGUGGAGCCCCGGCCUCGAAGAGGGAUAAAGAGGGGUCCAAGAGUCGUAGCCGCCGGCGGUGGAGAAAAGUCAAGGCCAAAGCCCCCAUGCUCUUGCACACCAUGGACCUGCGCACCAUGACACAGACGCUGGUGACUCUGGCAGAAGACAACAUGGCCUUCUUCUCGAGCCAAGGACCUGGGGAGACAGCACGGCGGCUGUUGGGCGUCUUUACGGGUGUUCGCGAGCAGGCGUUGGCGCUGGAGCCAGCCCUGGGCCACCUGCUGGGCGUGGCGCACCUCUUUGACCUGGACGCAGAGACGCCGGCCAAUGGGUACCGCAGCCUGGUGCACACGGCCCGCUGCUGCCUGGCGCACCUGCUGCACAAAUCCCGCUACGUGGCCUCCAACCGCCGCAGCAUCUUCUUCCGUACCAGCCACAACCUGGCUGAACUCGAGGCCUACUUGGCCACCCUCACCCAGCUCCGCGCCCUGACCUACUGUGCCCAGCGCCUGCUGACCAGCAAUCAGCCAGGGGGCCUCUUCUUUGAGGGCGACGAGGGGCUCGCCGCUGACUUCCUGCGCGAGUACGUCACUCUGCACAAGGGCUGCUUCUAUGGCCGCUGCCUGGGCUUCCAGUUCACACCUGCCAUCAGGCCAUUCCUGCAGACCAUCUCCAUCGGGCUGGUGUCCUUCGGGGAGCACUACAAACGCAACGAAACUGGACUCAGUGUGACCGCCAGCUCCCUCUUCACCGGCGGCCGCUUUGCCAUCGACCCAGAGCUGCGUGGGGCCGAGUUUGAGCGAAUCACUCAGAACCUGGAUGUACACUUCUGGAAAGCCUUCUGGAAUAUCACUGAGAUCGAGGUGCUAUCAUCUCUAGCAAACAUGGCAUCAGUCACCGUGAGGGUAAGCCGCCUGCUCAGCCUGCCACCGGAGGCCUUUGAAAUGCCGCUGACCGCUGAUCCCAAGCUCACAGUCACCAUCUCACCCCCCUUGGCCCACACGGGCCCCGGGCCAGUCCUCGUCAGGCUCAUCUCCUAUGAUCUGCGUGAAGGACAGGACAGUGAGCAGCUCAACAGCCUGGUGAAGUCCGAGGGUUCAAGGAGCCUGGAACUGUGGCCUCGGCCGCAGCAGGCACCCCGCUCACCAUCCUUGGUCGUGCAUAUCCACGGUGGCGGCUUCGUGGCCCAGACCUCCAAAUCCCAUGAGCCCUACCUCAAGAGCUGGGCCCAGGAGCUGGGCGUCCCCAUCCUCUCCAUCGACUACUCCCUGGCCCCCGAGGCCCCCUUCCCCCGAGCACUGGAGGAGUGCUUCUAUGCCUACUGCUGGGCUGUCAAGCACUGCACCCUCCUCGGUUCAACGGGCGAGCGGAUAUGCCUUGCGGGAGACAGUGCAGGUGGGAACCUCUGCUUCACCGUCUCCCUUCGGGCAGCAGCCUAUGGGGUGCGGGUGCCAGACGGCAUCAUGGCAGCCUACCCAGCCACGAUGCUGCAGUUCGCCGCCUCUCCCUCCCGCCUUCUGAGCCUCAUGGACCCGCUGCUGCCCCUCAGCGUGCUCUCCAAGUGUGUCAGUGCCUAUGCUGGUGGGGAGACAGAGGACCACUCCAACUCAGACCAGAAAGCACUGGGCAUGAUGGGGCUAGUGCGGCGGGACACAGCCCUGCUUCUCCGGGACCUCCGCCUGGGUGCCUCCUCGUGGCUCAACUCUUUCCUGGAGCUGAGUGGGCACAAGUCUCACCCAAAAUCGGUGCCCGUAGCAGAGCCAGUGCGUCGCAGUGUGUCUGAAGCAGCGCUGGCCCAGCCUGAGGACCCAGUGGGCACAGACCCCCUCAAGAGCCUGACAGUACAUGACCUGAGCCUCAGGGGCAACUCUGAGACAUCAGACACCCCCGAGCUGUCACUGUCGGAUGAGACACUUGGCCCCUCCACGCCCUCAGACGUCAACUUCUUACUCGGGCCUGAGGAUGCACCAGAAAAAGUUGGGUCCCAAGAGGAGUUGAGCACCAAGGACAGAAGCAGCAGCUGUCUCAGUGCUACCUUCCCUGAGGACUUCCUCCCCAGGCGCUCCAGCCAGGGCCCCACGCAGAUCCCCCUCUACUCUUCGCCCAUCGCCAAGAACCCCUUCAUGUCACCGCUGCUGGCACCUGACAGCAUGCUGCAGACACUGCCGCCAGUACACAUCGUGGCGUGCGCGUUGGACCCCAUACUGGACGACUCGGUCAUGUUCGCAAGGCGGCUGCGCAGCCUGGGCAAGCCGGUGACGCUGCGCGUGGUGGAGGACCUGCCGCACGGCUUCCUGAGCCUGGCGUCCCUGUGUCGGGAAACGCGGCAGGCAGCCGCGCUGUGCGUGGAACGCAUCCGCCAAAUCCUCACUCCGCCGGGCCCCGCUGCGCCGCCGGUCUGAGCCGCCACCCCGAGCCCGGCCGCGGGCGGCUGCGGGGGGCGACACUAAAGGCCUCUGGUUCCCAUUUGCGUCAGCCUCCGUGGUGAAUGCGCUCUGGGAAGGAUGGCGGGGACCGCCGCAAGGGGUUCCUGGCCCCUCUGACCCCUCACUCGGCCCGGCGGGUGGGGGUGGGAUGUGCCUUAAAAUCGGGGGACAAGGGGACGGGGAGGUGAGACCUUGGCCUGGGGGGAAGGGGCUCACGCAAACCGCUCUCCGAGACAGCUGGACCUGCACUUCAUCACUGCCUUCUACUGCUGCUGCGACCGACGCAGCGGUGGGGCCUGGCCCCCACUUGCAGGUCGGUUUGUUUUUGUUCCUCUGUAAAUAAAAGUAUUUAAUUGGUU
Messenger RNA from Pteropus alecto (black flying fox), 3148 nucleotides. It is a transcript of the gene LIPE, whose product is annotated as lipase E, hormone sensitive type. Gene Ontology annotation, molecular function: sterol ester esterase activity; triacylglycerol lipase activity. Lineage: Eukaryota; Metazoa; Chordata; Mammalia; Chiroptera; Pteropodidae. Gene Ontology annotation, biological process: triglyceride catabolic process; cholesterol metabolic process. The transcript is spliced from 10 exons. The coding region runs from base 336 to 2765 and encodes 809 amino acids. Gene Ontology annotation, cellular component: cytosol. The record is from RefSeq and is a predicted model, not a curated record.